UUCCCUCCCAGCCCGGGAGCGCCGCUGGCUCAGGACGGAGAUCUGGCCGUGGGUCCUUCCGCGCGGCCGCUUCGGCUCACCUGGGCGCCAGCUCCCAGUCCCGCUCCUCGUCCCCCCAACUCCUCCCAGACCAGCCGGUCCCUGGGGGAGCCGCGGCCACCCCCGCGCCCGGGGGUCGUUCCCUCGCCUCCUCCGGGUGGCAGGAAGGAAGAGGGGGCGGCAGCCGGAGUCGGGGCGGGCGGCCUGAGGUGAGAGCCCGGCCGGCCCCGCUGGGAAUAUGGCGACCGGUGGCUACCGGACCAGCGGCGGCAGCACCACAGACUUCCUGGAGGAGUGGAAGGCGAAGCGCGAGAAGAUGCGCGCCAAGCAGAAUCCCCCGGGCCCGGCCGCCCCCGGUGGGGGCACGGGCGACGCGGCCGGGAAGCUCCCGCCGGGGCCCAUGGGUACUUCGGCUGCCGCUGCGGCCAACGAGCUGAACAACAACCUCCCGGGCGGCGCUGCCGCACCUGCCGCCCCCGGCCCCGGGGGCGUGAACUGCGCCGUGGGCCCUGCGCAGCUGAGUCGCGCCGCCCCCGGCCCGCGGCGCCCGGAGGAUGAGUCCCCCGCCGCCGCCGCCGCCGCCGCUUCGGGGGCAGCACCCGCACGGGACGGUGAGGAGGAGCGGGACGGCGCCCCGGAGAAGGGCAAGAGCUCGGGCCCCAGCGCCAGGAAAGGCAAGGGGCAGAUCGAGAAGAGGAAGCUGCGGGAGAAGCGGCGCUCCACCGGCGUGGUCAACAUCCCUGCCGCAGAGUGCUUAGAUGAAUAUGAAGAUGAUGAAGCUGGGCAGAAAGAGCGGAAACGAGAAGAUGCAAUUACACAACAGAACACGAUGCAAAAUGAGGCUGUAAGCUUAUUAGAUACAGGAAGUUCCUAUCUGUUACAAGAGCCAUCUAGAACAGUUUCAGGCAGAUACAAAAGCACAACCACUGCCUCUGAAGAAGAUGUCUCAAGUAGAUUUCCCCGAACAGAUAGAAGUGGGUUCAGCAGGUAUAACAGGGAUGCAAAUGCUUCAGGUAAUUUGGUCUCAAGUAGCACAUUGGAAAAGAAAAUUGAAGAUCUUGAAAAGGAAGUGGUAAGAGAAAGGCAAGAAAACUUGAGACUUGUGAGACUAAUGCAAGAUAAAGAGGAAAUGAUUGGAAAACUCAAAGAAGAAAUUGAUUUGUUAAAUCGAGAUCUAGAUGACAUAGAAGAUGAAAAUGAACAACUAAAGCAGGAGAAUAAAACUCUUUUGAAAGUUGUUGGGCAGCUAACAAGGUAGAAGAUUCAAGGCUCAGUGUGGAAAAAUAUUUUAAAACUACUGAUUGAAUGUUAUGGUUAGCGCUAGGACAGUAUUCCUAUGCUGUAAUACAUUAAACUAACUGUAUAUUUAUUUCUAGAAAACAGUGGAUGUUUAUUUUCAAAAUAUUUCUUUUUCAUUAUCAGUUUCAAAAAGUAUCAGCCUUUUAUUUCACAAAUAAGUAACAUCAUUUAGUUAUUAAACUGCUAGGUUAUGCCUCUUUUGGUUUUGUGUGGUAUUCAAAUAAUAUAUGGUUUAAAGUUAGAACCAUCUGAAUAUAUUUCAUCAAUGGUAGUGCAUUUUCUCCCUAAAAGAAUAUAUAGUCUUUGUUUACAUGAAUUCAAAUACUUUUUAGGGAGUUACCUGCAAAUGCCUUAUUACUGAUGUGUGCAACCUUUUAUACGUUGAUUUACUCAUAAAGGUCUUUGUCUACUGUCAUUUGUUCUCUCAACUUAUUCUAAGCAAUUUAGAGGAACAUAGAGUCACACUCUUUUGUAUAACAGUCAUCUUUAAAAAGGAAAGCUAUUAUAAAAAGUCAGUUAAUAUCAUAUACUAGUUGGCUAAAUAUAAAAUUUAAGAGAAUACUUGAAUUAUGCUAUAGUAAAUUAAAAUGUACUAUUUUGUAUUCAAAUAUUGAAAUAAAUUUAAAAUCACUGACUUCAGAAAAACAUACAAUUGUAAUUUUAAUGUAAAAUUUCUUAUGUAGGUACUACUUUUUUAAAUUAUUAUUCCAAGGUUUAUAAGUGAACAUGGAGUAUUUUAAAAGUUGUUUAUUCAUCAAGCCUAGAGAGUGUAUACAAUUUCAGUGAAGAAGGAAAAAAAAUCCAUAUUUUUAAUUAUCAUAUGCAUUAAAAUCAAAACCAAAAUAUUUAUCCACAUUUAAAACAUUUGUACUUACUGUAACAAAACAGUACGUAAACAGAAAUAGUACUGAAAUAUUUUGCUUAAUUUCUAACUUGGAGGAUAACACUGUGACCCAGUUGUUCCCAUAUGAGAGAAUUAUUCCCCUACCUCAAAUUUAAGGGAUUUUCUUCCUAACAUUGGAUAUUUAAAAACAAUUAUUUUGAAGAAUUAUACAAAUUUUCUCUUUUAUUAAAUAACAAUAAUGUUUAGAAUUAUUUUAUAUUAUAUUCUCAUGUCGAGUAGGGAAACCUUCUCCUUUAAAAUACAUUAAGAAAUAUCUGUCUGAAGUUGAAUCUCAAACAGUAUACUGGUACCCUUUUAUCCAAUUAAUGUAUGUAAAUGGCUUGAACAUAGUAAAAACCCAUUUUGGGUAAGGGUAGUAACUCUUUUACGUGCUAAGCCACUUCAUUAUUCACUG
This is a messenger RNA of Kogia breviceps (pygmy sperm whale), 2636 nucleotides long. It is a transcript of the gene PAWR, whose product is annotated as pro-apoptotic WT1 regulator. Gene Ontology annotation, cellular component: cytoplasm. Lineage: Eukaryota; Metazoa; Chordata; Mammalia; Artiodactyla; Physeteridae. Gene Ontology annotation, biological process: positive regulation of apoptotic process; apoptotic process. The record is from RefSeq and is a predicted model, not a curated record.